Messenger RNA from Gasterosteus aculeatus aculeatus (three-spined stickleback), 6689 nucleotides. RefSeq names its product phospholipid phosphatase related 4b (gene plppr4b). Lineage: Eukaryota; Metazoa; Chordata; Actinopteri; Perciformes; Gasterosteidae. Gene Ontology annotation, cellular component: plasma membrane. Gene Ontology annotation, biological process: axonogenesis; signal transduction; phospholipid metabolic process. The record is from RefSeq and is a predicted model, not a curated record. Gene Ontology annotation, molecular function: phosphatidate phosphatase activity.
GCAUCGGCAGGGGGGGUCGGUGCCGGCCACUCGUUAGCUGUCGUCUCCGAGCAUCCCGCUGCGCACGGCGGCAUGCAGCGCUCCUGAUCCCGGCGGAGAUCCGCCGUCCUUCCCGCCUCUCGUCUUGGAUACUUUGAGGCCCGGCCAUGUCUGCCAGACAGAAGGGGACCCCGACCAAAGACAGCGUCAGCCUGCUGCCAUGUUUCUAUUUCGUAGAGCUGCCGAUCCUGGUGUCCUCGGUGGUCAGCCUGUACUUCCUGGAGUGGACGGAUGUGUUCAAGCCAGCGAAGUCGGGCUUCAACUGCCACGACCGCAGCCUGAGCCUUCCCUACAUCGACCCCAACCACGAGGUCAUCCCGCUGCUGGUGCUGCUCAGCCUGGCCUUCGCCGGACCCGCCAUCGCGAUAAUGAUCGGAGAGGCCAUCCUGUUCUGCUGUCUCUCUGGGAGGAGGAGCGGCGCCGAGGCCAACAUCAACGCCGCCGGCUGCAACUUCAACUCCUUCAUACGCAGAGCUGUCCGCUUUGUUGGCGUUCACGCUUUCGGUUUGUGUGCCACGGCCCUCAUCACCGACAUCCUCCAGCUGAUGACCGGCUACCCGACGCCCUACUUCCUCACGGUGUGUAAACCCAACUACACGGCGCUGAACCUCAGCUGCGAGCACAACCCCUACGUCCUGGAGGACAUCUGCUCGGGGCCGGACUCGGCAGCCAUCCUGCGGGGCAGGAAAUCCUUCCCGUCACAGCACGCUACCCUCGCAUCUUUUGCUGCUGUCUAUGUUUCGAUGUACUUCAACAGCACUUUGACCGACUCGUCCAAACUGCUCAAGCCCCUGCUGGUCUUCUCCUUCAUUAUCUGUGCCAUAAUUUGUGGCCUGACCCGGAUUAUUCAGUACAAGAACCACGCCGUCGACGUCUACUUGGGCUUCCUGCUCGGAGGAUCUAUCGCUUUCUACCUGGGUUUGUAUGCAGUGGGAAACUUUGAGCCUAGUGAGGAGGUUCGUGCCAGUCCUCCUCCAAUAAUGCACCGCCCCCCCUGCUCCUUGCCCCACAUCAGCCAGGAGGCUGUACUCCACCACCUGCAGAUGAAAGCCAGCAUGGCCGGGGAGCCGGGCAUGCACACCUCCCACUCCGAGGGCCUCCUCCACCGAGCGCUCCAGCAGCCCAGGGCUGAUGACGGUCUCAAGCGUUCCAGUGCCGAUGUGGAAGUGAUCUCCCCCCACAGCCCCCAAAGCAAGGACGGGUUUGUGACCUUUAGCCACACCCUUCCUCGAGUCCACACCCCCCAGGCCAUGGCAGCGUAUGAAGAAGCAGCUAGGCGUCACGCCGCCACCCUCCACCAUGCCUCCAUGGACUCCAGCCGCUCAAAGCAGCUUCUGUCUCAAUGGAAAAGUAAGAACAGCAACCACAAAUGCUCCCUGCAGGUCCCAGACUCCUUCUCCACCUCUGUAGAUUCCUCAUCAGGCCAGACCCCCCAGCAUCCGCACCACCACGGCAGUAUGGAGCUCCGAUCCAAUUCCGACCCAUCGGCCAUGGGCAUGAAUGGAGGCUUCGAUGCUCAUGCGUACAUGUCCAAACUGGCCACAGGAAGUAGCACAACUCUGCCCAGCAACUGCAGCGGCAUCACCGGCGGGGCCAGGAUAUCCAUGCAGUCUAGGCCUGGGUCGUCACAGCUCGUCCACAUACCCGAGGAGGCUCAUGAGAAUUACAACACCUCCUCCCCGAGGACGGGGGGGGCGAGAGGGGGAGAGAGUGAGGGCGUGACAAAGAUAAAUACCACAGUUCAAGCAAACUGGCAAAGGGCAGCGGAAAAGACCGCGGCCUGCAGGCCUGAGGAGAACGGGCACGCCGCCCAGCCGCGCAUCAUGCAGGUCAUUGCCAUGUCCAAGCAGCAGGGUCUGCUACAGACCCAUUCCAAGAGCCUAGAUGAGAGUGGCUUCGGCUGCGGCACCACUGGGGGUGGCCCGGGCUCCGCCCGCUACAGAGCUCUGACCGAUCAGGACCCCGCCGGCACCACAGGGCCAAACCCGAUGGGUAGCACCACCAGCAUUUCAGGGAGCUCGAUCGUCAGAGUAGAGGCCCACCCUGAAAACAGGCCCGUGAUUCAAGCUCCAUCCACGGAUGGAAGCGGGUCAUGGAGGUGGCGGUCGCUGGAUCACGGCAACGGAGCUGUCGGAGGCCCGGGGACUAGUGGAGCAGGGGGGGGAUCAGGAGGUGGGAGUCUGAGGCAGUCCUUCGACCUUAAUGAUCUCACCUCGGAAAGCUCAGACUCGAAUCGUGACGGGUCCAUUGAGAGGAAGACCGCCAAUCACAUCGUCACAACCACUGCCGCCGUCAGCACCCCCCCUAUCGUCACUGUUCAUACUCAGAACGUCAGCCAGGCUGAGCACAGGCUCCACCCCCAGGGCCUUUCUACUAUACGGGUCACUCCGGGGGAUGGCAGCACAUCUGGAUCUGGAGGCUGCGGCGGCAGCAGAGGGGCACGUGGGGAGAGCGCUUCUGAAACCGCCUCCGUUGCUUCCAGCCGGGAGUCCACGCUGCGGAGAAAAGGCAAUAAUAUCAUCCUGAUACCAGAGAGGGCCGACAGCCCCGAUAACGCACGCAACAUUUUCUACAAGGGAACAUCGACGACUCCCGCUUUCAAGGACUAAUGUGAGGAGGGAGACUCUCGACACGACAGAGCUAAUAAUGCAAGACCGCUGGAUUUCAUUCAGCACCAGACAGUGUUACCUGCCAUUGUGUAAAUCAUGCCAACUUCAAACGAAAAAAGGUUUUAUUCUGCAUGAGAUUUUUGUACGUGUUUACACUAAUUCACAACCUUUUUAAGUGUUGGAGAAAAUAAUCACUGUGUACCUUUUGUGGUCACUCCUGAGGAAACCCAUUGUAGUGUUGAUGGCGUGCCAGUGCUUUGGGGACAGGAGAGCUUUUUAGAUAACAGUUCUGUGUGUACUGGAUAUGAAUCCCCAGAAAAAGAAAAGUAGCACAGUAACGUUCAAACUGUAUUUACCUGCACUGUAAAUACUGUGUAAGUUUCAAAAGGGUGCUACGCCACAAAAUACUAUUUACUAUACAGCAUACUGUAUGAAUAGAUAGAUAAAGAAUGAAUUAUUUUAGAGUGAGCAUCAAUGACAUCAAUGUGUCACAGAGAUAUGUUUUGUACUUCAUCUCUUUCGUGUAUAGAAACCACAUACGCAACAGAAUACUGUUUGGAACCAUAAGUGUGCUUAGCAUUCCUUCUGUAGCUAUGACUCAAUUAUGCUGUGACUUGCACUGAAAUAUGCGUUUACUGUACCUUGUAUAUUGUAAACCCUGACCUUAUAUCCUGUACUUACACCUGGAUGUCCACGCCAGUCUUAUACCUGUAGCACAAAACGGGGAGCAAAGCAGUUGAAUCGUCUGCUUAUUUAGAAACAAGAAACAAGUUUUGCACUUCCAAAAGUCAGUGCAAUACUUACCCCUAACCCCUGACCCCUAGCCCCCUACCCCUAACCCUCAAAGAACCCCGCGGAAUUUGGCAGGUUACAGUCUGUUUAAAAGCAAUAUUUGUAGCUUUCAAAUUAGAAUUAGUAAAACCCAAAAUGCCAACAUGAACAGAAUCACACACUUCAUUUUAGUUGUUGUAGUGUUUGAGAGACGUCUGAGCACGUCCACGGGCAACUCUCCGUUUAAACAACGAGAACAUUUCACAGAAACACAGCUGAAAUAAAUCAAAGUGAUGCAACAGACGCGGUUGGGUCUUUGUCUCAAGGACCAAUCUCAUCACCUGGUUCUAUUCAUGUUGGAAGACCUUUUUUACCACCUCAGAAAAGUCUUUAUGCUUAGCUCAACAUAUCAGGGAGCUGCUUCUCUACUGGAUGCACAGAGGGGACACUGAUAUCAAUCUUCUCUUCUGAGUCUGAUAGCAAACCAACAUAUUUCCUAAAUAUUUGUGUCUAUAAAAUAAUCUUUUUCUUAGAAAAAUGUGAAAUCACUUUAGAUCUUUGUUCUUCAUGAGCAGAAGCACUGUGCUAGUCAAACGUCGGACUUGAUUUGUUGUACAGGUACUACAUGUAGCAUUUUCCUUUGGCAAAACUAUACAAUAUUACUGUUCAAUUCUAAUACCUCAGUAUGAUUCUGCGCAUCGAAACCUUCUGGGAUGGUUGGCUUUGGUCAGCAGGAUAAGCAUGCUACAGGUGGUGUUUGCUGGUCUUAGCACUUCUUUACUUUCUACGUACGGCAAUUCUCCCAGCUUAUGUGCUGCAAAGUGAUUUCCUUUUGUUUCAUAAAGAAACCAGCAGAUUUUCUACCAAAUCCAACCUAGUGAUUCAAAUGCUACGUAGUAGAAGUAGUAGUUUAGUUAGGAAAUUAGACAGUGUUUUCUUUUUUUGUAACAUAAUUAAAAGACCAAACCGGAUAGUGGCUGUUAUCUACAGUGGUUUACAUCGUAGUGCAUAUCAAACAUGGAGUAUCUCAGUGGUUAAAUGAGCACUGGACCCUUUGGAUACUAAUUGUAUUUGGUACAGACACAGCACGGGCACCAAUUGGGCCAUAAAAGUGUGAAGUCAGAGCCUAUAUGAGAAAGUUUGCCAAAGCUAGAAUUUUUCAAUGAAAAGAAAAAUAUAUAUAUAUAUAUAUAUCAGAUGUAAUUUUCAGUAUUUGUAUAGUAAUCCAGCAUUAUAAUAUAUUUGAUUUAUUGUAUAGCCCAGUGGCAUUUGCAUGGUCACUUUUCUAUCGUGCACAUCACAGUAUUUUUUAUUAGAAAUUUAAGAAGUGGAAAAUAUUGAAUCUAAAUAUGUGUUAAACAGUUUGUUCUUUAUUUGCGUGUUUCAUAGUGAGUUGUAUGACAAUCCUUUUUUACUUUUACUUAAAUACUGUUGCCAUUUUAGGUCAAUACUACAGACUUGUUUUUUUCUCUUUUGCUUGAAUUAAAUUCAGCCGUGAAAAUUUUAAUUUGAACUGUGUACAGAAUCCACAAAACGGAAAAUGGAAAAAUAUUUUCAAUUCAAGAGGAAUCAAACCAUCAAAAGUAAAUACUUUUAUUCCAAGUAAUCCCGAUGGAUUCAAUAUUUAAAAAAAUGUCUUUGAGUGCAGUUCAUAUAGAUGACUUUUCAAUCAAACAAACACUAACACUGCAGGGUGGAUACCAUACAGCCAAACGUUUGGUUCAAUUCAAAAAGCAGCAUCAUGUUGUCUGUCAUGGCAUUCCUGUACGGACUCUACAGCCCUUUUCUCAUAAAACAUCCACUCUUAUCUUCUUCUUCUUGGCAAACCAGCUGGAGGUGCACACGCCACUGACUGAACUGAAGAGCUUGUGCGUCUCGCAGACCAAAGCGGGCCCUCGUGGACUUGAACACAUUACGGGCUGGCCUUCGCACUGCAACAUAAACAAACAACACGGGCCUACCAGGGUCCGAGCUUUUGGACUGACGUUUACAAACCGACAUCAUAGAACUGCCUUCGAGGGGACAGAAAACCCACAAAAUUGUAUUAUAGGACCAAAUUACUCACUAAGGUACUUCAGACUAGAGUAAGCAACUAAGAGUACUUCUAACGUGGACUAAGUGGUCUACUGUACUACGUCCCACUGAGAAUACUACAUCCGUUUAAACCUCAAAGAAGACUUCUAUAAUAACACUACACAAUACUGACAUUGUGAAACUAACCAGUGAUGUCAUCAUAUCAUCACGCACACCUUUACAAAGUGGAAAACAAUCGUUACCCAUCAUGCCAUUCGGGUGUGUAAACGGUAAAUAGGGGUCCCCUCAAUACAAACGGUGUACAUUACGCACUACUACUGAGUGUGUCCACUGGACACUCCCUUUGCUCCAAGGAACUGUUGCAAAAAACAUUGAAGACCUUCAGAUAAACUCGUACGUUUUAGCUGGAAGCCUUAACACCGUCCGUACUCCCUUUAGGACACUUAGACGUGACAGAAGUGUAUCCAGAGGAAUAUAUCAAUUGGAUAAAAAUAAAAGAGAUAUAACUUUUAUAAGUCUAUGGCAUUUAAAAAAAUACAAUGUGACAGAUGAAAUGCCUGUGAAAUCAAAGAGUGAACUGUGACACGUGGGUAGAAGUGUAGGUUCUAUAAGUAGAACUGUGACUGGAUGCUCCCUGCAUGUUUAGCCUCUUGUGUUGUCCUUGAAUGAAUAAUUCACGUGUUCUGAUACUGUGAUCAGCUGUAUGAAUUCUAUGCAGCAAAAAUAAAAGAAUAAACAAAUGGAUUUCCCAUCAUUUCAGUCCAAAAGGGCAAAACGUUUUUGUGUAAUGUGAGAAAUAAUAUGGAUCGCAUUAAAGAGUUGAAGCAUUCACACUGAUUAUUCCGAGCACGUUGAUCAAGGUGCACAUGUCCAUUGUCCAAAUGAUUUGAAUAAAUGUUUGCUAUUGAGACCAAUCACUGUAUGUCCUCUCAUCCAUGUAAUCAGAUUCAGAUUGUGUUUUUAAAGCCACAGAAAAACAUCAUUUUUCUUAAGGAGCUGAUUAUUCCACAGUAAAAUCUUGCUUUGAGUCAUCAAAUAUCAAGUCGAUUACAAGAAGGACUUUUAAAAAAUAUGUAGCCUCAAUUAUGGUUAAACCCAUGUUUAGGCUGAAUGUGGAAUACAAAUACCUUGUAUGCACUUCUGAGUCAAUUUCCUAUUUUGAAUUAUGAAGUUGUGUAUGAUUUGAUUUAAUUGAAUUAACAAAGAAAUAAAGCAAAACAAAGCUUGCUAUUCGUA